Cydia pomonella (codling moth) is the source of this 1095-nucleotide messenger RNA. RefSeq names its product alpha N-terminal protein methyltransferase 1-like. The coding region runs from base 311 to 1015 and encodes 234 amino acids. The transcript is spliced from 2 exons. Gene Ontology annotation, cellular component: cytoplasm. Gene Ontology annotation, biological process: rRNA modification; N-terminal protein amino acid methylation. Lineage: Eukaryota; Metazoa; Arthropoda; Insecta; Lepidoptera; Tortricidae. The record is from RefSeq and is a predicted model, not a curated record. Gene Ontology annotation, molecular function: rRNA (adenine-N6,N6-)-dimethyltransferase activity; N-terminal protein N-methyltransferase activity.
CCCCUUGUAGUGUUGUAACAAACUUCCUGUAUGUGAAAUUACGUCAUUCUUGCGUCAACGGCAUGAAAUGUACGGGCCCGUAUACAUACACAGAAGUGACAGAAGUCAGAAAUGUCUAAGUUAAGUCAAAUCGAUAGAAAACGUAUGGAGCUCAUGGAUAAAUAGUACAUAUAAAUAAAUUCUGAUAAAAAGUGAGAAAGUAUUUUGAAUAAACUCGUGCACGAAGAAUAAAUCGUGUUCAGAAAGUCGGGGUACUCAAGAUUGACUACCUUGUGUUCCUGCAUCUUAGGUAUCACACAUUUUCUGAAGCAUGACCGAUGCUCAAGAAAGUAUAUGCUAUGAAAAAGCUUUAGAGUACUGGUCCGAAAUUCCAGCUACAGUUGAUGGCGUACUCGGAGGUUUUGGCUUUAUUUCGGAUGUAGACAUUCAAGGAUCUAGAUUGUUUUUACAGUCUAUUCUCUCGACCGAAAAUCGACCAUCUACUAAUUUAGCUCUCGACUGUGGAGCCGGCAUUGGAAGAAUAUCUAAGUAUUUACUAAUACCUCAUUUCAGCUUGGUCGAUGUGGUUGAACCAGAUGAAAAAUUCAUAAACACUAUUAGAGAAUAUGUUGGAAGUAAUGCAGACAAAUUAGGAAAUUUAUAUAAAGUGAGUUUACAAGAAUUUAGACCAGAAAAAAAAUAUGACCUAAUUUGGAACCAGUGGGUUUUAGGAUAUUUAAAAGAUGAAGAUUUGCUUUCAUAUUUAACAUAUUGCAGGGAUGCCCUGUCAGAAAAUGGAGUUAUUAUUGUUAAAGAAAAUGUGACGUCUUCAGGGAAAACAGAAAAAGAUGAUGCUGAUUCAUCAGUUACAAGACCAUUGAAGGAAUAUAUAAAAAUCUUUGGCAAAGCUAAAUUGAAAAGGAUAAAACAGUGUAAACAAACAAAUUUUCCAAAUGGUAUAUAUCCGGUAUACAUGUUUGCUCUUAUACCUAACUUAAUAUCAGAAGCAGAUCUUAAUAAUGAUCUUAAGUUAUGAUACAUCUAGUUAUAUUAGCAUCUGUUGUGUGAUAUUUACAAAUGUAAUGGAUUUUGAUAAAUAUAACUGAAAACAUCUUA